Molecule: messenger RNA, 2879 nt
Organism: Camelina sativa (false flax)
Lineage: Eukaryota; Viridiplantae; Streptophyta; Magnoliopsida; Brassicales; Brassicaceae
Cellular component (GO): nuclear pore
Source: RefSeq, a predicted model, not a curated record
AAAAAAAUUCAGAAAUUUUCCGCUUUCGUCGUGUCUCACUCACUGCAUCAGAAUCCGGAUCAAGACGUGCUCAUUGUUGUUAGACUCGGUUAUUGUGUGUGUCCGUUUAAUUAAGUAAUAGUGAAAGACAAAGACGUGCUCUCAUAUGUUGUUGAUACACCCAUGUGUCGUGGCUAGCGGCAAAAAAUAAUAAUCUUGUCUGCAACUUGAUUUAAAAUUAUUUAAAAUACUAAUUAGUGUGAUCUCAUAGUUCUCAUGAAUGAAUGAAUGAAAUGUUUGUUUUUUCUAUGAGGAAACAUCGGUUGCUGUCACCAGUUAAGACAAGACUAAUCAUGUCCAUAAGGUGUUCGACAAUUUUUUAGUCGAUCAUGUGAUUUGAAUAGGGGUUGCUCUUUUGAGAAUCUUUGAGAAGUUCCACGUCACUGUUGAGAAGUUCAACGUCAUUGUUGUUAAGUCUCUGCAAAGAACUUUUCCAAUUGUGAUUUUUUUUUUUGGAUUAGAAGGCGAUGAAAAGAUUCGAGAAGCCAAGGAAUUCGACUAGUUUGCAGCCAAGAACCACGACCAAUUCAGCAAAGAAAGAUCAGAAGCCGCGUAGUAGUAGUAAAGGGAAUGGCUUGAAACCGUUGAAUGCGGCUCAGCUAGUUUCCAGAGUUUUGGAUGCCACGACAGCUUCUGAGCCUUCUUCCAUCGUUGUAAAUGAUUCAACUACUGGGUCAGAGUCUUCUGAAGUCUAUGACAAUGUGAUGGUGCAUUACGUGGAUGAUGCUCAAGGGAAAUCAAGAAAUGAUGGGAACCUGGUGGAUUGUGGAGAAGAAGGAAACCGUGAUGAAUCAGACACUGAAACAAACAGUGAGUCUGUGUCUUCGUCUCAAGGUGAUCUGUUUUCCCUUGAAGAGAAGAAAUCAGAUAGGACAUCAAUGGUUUCCAAGAGCAAAAGCUCCCAGGAUAGACCAUUAACAACAAAGGGACGAAACAAUGUUGAUUCGGUUAGAUCUCGAUCCCAUACCUUCCACGGCACUGCUAGAAAGACCGUAAGAUCCAGUAAAAGCCAGGCAAAAGCUUUUUCUGAUUUAUCUUCUUAUAAAACCUCUGAAAACAAGAUUUUUUCCUCUGCUUCAUCUGCUUCAGCAGUUGACUCCACACCUUUUGAGGAUGCAAAAGAAGAUGACGAGUUUGAAGAUGCUUUGAAUGUCGUUGUUAACAGUGAAAGUGACAAUGAAACACUUGUGUACAAGGAAAACAAAAGGACUGAAGUGGAGAAAGUUUUUACUCAAAAGAUUGGGAACCUGGAAACUCGAAUCGUGGUACUUGAAGAAGAACUGAGAGAAGUGGCUGCUCUUGAGAUGUCAAUAUACUCUGUUUUUCCAGAACAUGAGAGCUCAUCACACAAGCUGCACAGACCUGCAGGAGACCUUUUUAGACUCUACACACUUGCUAGAAAAAAUAAGAGUGAGAACAAGUUAAUCUCUGUGACCAAAAACAUUGUGUCUGGUCUGUCAUUGGUGCUGAAAUCAUGUGGAAGCGAUGUACCAAGGUUAACGUACUGGUUAUCCAACACUGUCAUGUUGCGAGAGAUCAUUUCACAGAAAUUUGUUGGCACAUAUCGAAAUGGAUCAAAUUCUCUUGAAGAAGAUUGGACCGAUGUAAGAACUCUGAUAGCGGCAUUAAGAAGAGUUGAAUCAUGUUUAUUCACUCAAGUAGUUGAAUCUAUAUGGUCACAGGUAAUAAUGGUUCACAUGAGACCUCAAGGGGUAGAAUCGACGAUGGGUGACAUGAUGGGGAAUUUUUCAGAACCAGCAACAUGUGACAAGUUACAAGAGAGCUUUUCUGUCAACCUUUGGAAAAACGCUUUUGAGGAGGCGCUUCAACGGCUCUGUCCUGUUCAAGCAGCAAAGCGUAAAUGUGGCUGCUUGCAUGUAUUGACCAGAAUGGUUAUGGAGCAAUGCAUUGUAAGACUUGAUGUGGCUAUGUUUAAUGCUAUUCUCCGUGAGUGGGCUCAUCAGACAUCGUCUGAUCCCGUCUCUGAUCCCAUUGCUGACCCAAGAGUUCUGCCAAUUCCAGCAGGGGUUUUGAGCUUUGAAUCUGGUGUAAAACUGAAAAACACGGUUGGCUACUGGUCGAGAUUGCUUACAGACAUAUUUGGCGAUGUUGAUCAUUCUCUGGAAAAGGAGAAACAAAUGCAAAAAGGGGAUGAGACAUUUAAACCUUUCCACUUGCUCAAUGAACUGAGCGAUCUCCUUAUGCUACCAAAAGAAAUGCUUGUAGAAAGUUCCACCAGGGAUGAGGUCUGCCCAUCUAUUGGCCUGAGUUUAAUAAAAAGGAUUUUAUGCAAUUUCACCCCCGAUGAAUUCUGCCCAUACCCUGUUCCAGGAAUUGUUCUUGAGGAACUCAACACUCAGUGCAUACUUGAGAGUAGAAGCUCUUCUGGAGACGCAACUAGAGGUUUUCCUCGGCAAGUCCAUCCAGUUUCAUAUUGUCUUCCUUCUUAUAGCCACUUGACUGACAUUGUUGCAGAGUUUGAUGAAAAGCUUAAGCUUUCUACGACUCUAAACAAAGAAUACAGCAGCAACAAAGAGGUAGAGAUAUCAAGAUCUCUUCCAUACUACAGCAAAGGGGCUGAAGAAAAGGAAAACCUCAGUUUUUCUCAGACUAACGAAAGAUACAGACUCCUUGGAAAACCCUAAACCUGGUUUGUUUGACCGAAAAGCGCCUGUGGAAAUUCCAAGCUCAUCGAGAAGUACACUCAAAACCCAAUUCUUAUUGUCCUUGAACAUCAAAUGACCAAUGUACAUCAAUACAUACUCUAAUUUUACAAAAACAAAAAUCAUAUCAUCUUGCACUUGGACCAUUUCAAUACAAGCUUGAUUUUAAAGUUAAAA